AGCUGGCGCAGUGAAUCAUGUGCAGUUCUUUCCUUAUUGCAUUCAGCGCAUGGUUUCACCUUCAGAUUCUUGUUUGUCUCUGUGUCCUUUCCCAAAUAAUAUUACCUUACGGGAACGAGGCCCUUCCCUCUGUCUGGCCAAAUUUCUGUCCUUGGUUACAUGCCGACAACCUCAUUGACAUUGAAAUUGCAGGGGUGUAACUAAGGGUGCUCAUUGCCAUCCGCUUACAGAACAUACAUGAAUAAAGUGACACCCUAGACUCCUUCGAGCAAUUGAUAGAGGAAACUUUAACCUGAGAAUGAAGAGAUAAACACUCAGCAGAACCGUAUGAUUGAAACCACAACCCAGCCCUCUGCUGUUGGACAAGGCUUUGUCCUUUUGCCCUGUACAACCGAUGUUGCAGUAGUUCAGAUGGAUCGCAGCAAGGAGGCAGAGAUGGAAUUACGAAGAUCCUCUAGUCCUAGCAAGGUAAACAAGAGCGACAUUGAUGGAGACAAGUCCAUGUGCCACAGCUGCUGCAUCUGUGGCAAGAGUUUUCCUUUUCAGAGCUCCCUGUCUCAGCACAUGAGGAAGCACACAGGAGAGAAGCCCUAUAAAUGUCCUUACUGCGACCAUAGAGCUUCCCAAAAGGGCAAUCUGAAGAUACACAUUCGGAGUCACAGAACAGGCACUUUAAGUCAGGGGCAUGAGGUGGAGAUGGGAGAAGCACAGCUUGGAGAGAUGGGAGUCUCAGAAGGCCUUGACGGAUGUACCAGCCCCACCAAAAGUACAUCUGCCUGCAACAAGAUUCUGAACGGGGCAACUCAGGCAGACAACAGCAAGAUUUUGUUGAGAAGCAGCAAGAAGGAGGUUGUCACAGAGGCACCACCUGCAGAAGAUUGCAAGCUACCCACUUAUCAGUGCACCUUCUGCAAAAACAAGUUUGAGAGAAAGAAAGACCUGGAACAGCACCUACAUCAAGUCCAUAAGCCGUACAAAUGCAGGCUUUGUAGCUACAUGACAUUAAGAGAAGAGACACUGUUAAACCAUAUAGAGAAAGACCAUAUUACAGCUCAAAUUCCAAACGGGGAAGCUUACACCGAGAAUUGCAAGAGUGAGCUGAAUGCAGGGGAAUUUCCUUGUGAAGUCUGUGGUCAGGCCUUCAGUCAAACCUGGUUUCUCAAAGCUCACAUGAAAAAGCAUAGAGGAUCAUUUGAUCAUGGAUGCCACAUUUGUGGCAGAAGAUUUAAAGAACCCUGGUUUCUCAAAAACCACAUGAAAUCACACGGUCCAAAGACGGGGAGCAAAAACAAACCAAAAAAUGAUUUAGAGCCCAUAGCCACUAUUAAUAAUGUGAUUCAGGAGGAAACAAUUGUGACUGGCUUAUCUCUGUAUGAAGUUUGCACCAAGUGUGGGAAUCUGUUUACAAAUAUGGAAAGCCUAAAAGCACACAAUGCUGUACACUUGAGAGCUCAAAGAAGCAGUACUGAGAACAAGGCUGAGGGGUUAAUUGAUGGAAGCCUAGAUCCAUCUGUAAAUAAGCAAUUUUUCUUACAGUGCCUGAAUCUGAGGCCAGCUGUAGGGAUAGAUAGAGUUACAAGUGGACAGCCUGGAAAAAGGGUAGCUGAGCUGGAUCCAGUCAGUAGCUACCAGGCCUGGCAGCUGGCCACCAAAGGAAAAGUAGCGGAGCCUUCUGAGUAUGUAAAAUAUGUGGGAUGGGAUGAAGUCCUUGCUGAUGCAGAUGUGACUUAUGACAAGGAUAAAAGAGAAUAUAUUCUUGUCAGCCAGGAGAAGCGCAAGCGAGAUCAGGAUUCACCCAGCUCCUCCAGCAACCCCAAGAAGAAAAGCUGUGUCAGUGGGCGCUUGGAGAAGAACAGCAAUGUGCAACAAGGAGAAAACUGUAUCCUUGCCCAGAGCGACCUGGACUACAGACCCUCCUCAAGGCAGAGCAGAAGGGCAUCCCAAAACAAGUCUACCGAGUGCUUUGAGUGUGGAAAGAUUUUCCGCACCUACCACCAAAUGGUGCUCCAUUCGCGGGUGCACAGGAAAGAACGCAGGCGCUGCAGUGAGAGUGGGACCAUUGCUCAGCCAGACCGGUAUGGAUCCAGCAGUGAAGAAGGGGAUUCUGGUUCUGUUAGUGGGCCAAGCACUCCAGGCUCAGCGUCUGCCCCAGAAGAUUCUGUGACCUCUGGAAUGGGUGAGGAGGGUGCUGAGGACAGCUCUGAGGAAGGAGUAUCUGAACCAUCACUAGGUAAAAAGCCAUACCACUGCAGUUUUUCUGAAGAGGGGGCACCAAUGGUAACAUCUCAGGUAGAAGAGCUUCCUAAAUUUGGAAGUGACAAUGCCAGAGAAAAAGAUGCCAAUGAAUCUAAACCAGAACUAUCAACUUUGGUAUCUACCCUGGAAAACAAUAUCAAACGGCCCUUUCCAAAGUAUGAAGCUCAGAGAAAUUCUUCAGACUUAAAGAUGCCAGUGUUUCAACCUAGACAAGAGCUUCCCUGCUCCAGUAGUACUGCUGACUUUGCUUCGGGAGUGGGCCAGACAUCUUUAGAUGCGGUAGUGGACUUGAAAACCUCAUUGGAAAAGCAGGCUAGUCAGCCUAAAGAAAAUUUCUCAGACUUGUGCAGGGAGUACCCUGUUCUCGAAAAAGGGAGAGAGGCACAAGAUAUGGCUCCACUAGAUUUAAGUGAAAAAUCAACGAGGGCUGAUUCAUGCAAUAAGGGUUUUACCUCAUCUUUGCAGGCUGAUUUGAUUGUCCACCCAUGUCCUUACUGCAACCAUAAGACCUAUUACCCUGAAGUCCUGUGGAUGCACAAAAAAAUUUGGCACAAAGUCAGCUGUAACUCGAUGGCUCCACCAUGGAUUCAACAAAAUGGAUUCAAGAGUAUAAAAAACAACUUGGUUUUUCUGGCAAGAAGUGGACGCACUGGUCCUCCUCCAUCCCUUGGUGGUAAAGAAUGCCCACCUUUGCCUGUUGCCAGAUUUACACGCACUCAAGUACCAAAUGCGUUGCCAGGAUCUAAAAGCAAUUCUUCCCCUGUUGGGAUGACUACAAAGCCUGGUAGUAUGCAUCAGUCUAAGGACAGCCAUUCGUUUGGCCACUGCGGUCCACGGUCAUCGGGUCUUGAUGGGUACAGGCAGCCCAAAUCAAACCAUACCCAGGAGCAGCACAGCAUAGCAGCACAACAGCCUCAACUUAAAGCUAAAUAUGAAGUAAACUCCAAACUGAUGCAAGCGGGAAGCUUUAGUAGAAGCCUAACACCCACCCAGACAGUCGUCUCAAGGCCCACCUCACAGCCUGCCAACAGUAAACAGGUGGAGAAGUAUAUGAUUCCCCAAGGAAGUGCUGGUUUUCACUCUUCAAGUAAGCAUUGUGCAUCUGACCCCAUAAAAGCCAAAUUCAACCCACUGCCUCAGUAUCACCCUCUGUGUAAAACUGAGCAGUACAGUAAACAUGAUGAUCCGUCAGUGCCUCAACGGGAAUCUCACACCAAGACAGGGAAUGAGAUGAGGACAUUGGCAAACUGCACAACAGGAGCAAGAGCGAGUCCACUAAUGCAGCCUCAGCCUAGCACAGCAGGAGCUUCUCCAGCUUUACACUCCAUCAAACAAGAACCAGCAUCAGAGGGGCACGAGAAACGUUUGGACAUUUUUUUUAAGACCUACAUUCCAAAGGACCUUGCUUCGUUGUACCAAACCUGGGGUGCCAAUAGCCCUGUGCUGGAUCAUGCAGGGAUGCUUAGGACACAAACACGCCAAGGAGACUAUGUCUGCAUAGAAUGUGGAAAAUGCUUUAACCAGCACAGUCACUUCCGGACUCAUAUGAGGUCCCACACAGUGGUAUUUGAGUCUAAUGGACUCCGAGGUACUGAAGUUCACACCACCUCCGCAGAUGCCCCAAAACAAGGGAGAGACCAUUCCAAUGCAGAUAUUGUCCAUACAGUGCCUCUCAGAAAGGGAACCUAAAAACACAUGUACAGUGUGUGCACCGGGUACCCUUUGACAACAGCCAGUACCCUGAUCGACGAUUCCAACAACCACAAAGUGAUGAUCCCAACAACCCUAUAGAAGAACAGCUGGAAAACUUCCCUACAAGCCAUCAAAUCUCUGGAGUCACUGUGCUAGAGUGAAAACAGUGCUCUGCUAGAAUGGAGAUGCCUCUGCACUGUUAAUCAUUUUAAAAUAAAUGAAGAUGCUACACAAGAUAUAUAUAAAUUGACAUACUAAUCAGUCCCAUGGUUCCUUAUUUCCUUUAUAAUAAACAGUGGAGUUGGCAAGCACUGUGGCAGUGCAAGGCAUCUAUAUUAAUCAAGAUAAGUUUGAGACACUGGAAUAAUUAAACUAUAUGUGAUUUGGACAGCGUGAAGAAUUUAAGUACUGUAACAAAAACCUCCCUGAUGCUCAGAAUGACUAUUUGAUACAUUUGAAAAACAGCAGUGGAUUUGGGGGCCGAACAAGUAUUAAUUAAUGAAACUGCCACUGCUUGUCAUGAGGAAAAAUAAACUUUUAAAAAGGAGGACGGGGAGGGGGAAAGAGGUGGCAUUUGGUGCUUUGGAGAGCAGUGCUUGAUGAAGGACUAAAGAGGAGACCAUCAUUCUACAAUGGUUUGUUUCAUUACAGUUUGGGGACCACUUGCAUUUCUAAAUCUCUUGUUCUUGACUGCGCACCAUUAAUAGUAUGUGAAUAUGGAAAUUGAAACACUUCCACAGAAAUGCUUAUAUUCUGCGUUGGAAAAGAAAAAGCUGGUUGAACACUAAGAAAAAUAGGCUUUGGUGUUUUACUCUCAGGACCUUUUUUGUAACAGGGCUACUUUCUUUGACCUGAUCACAAAGGAAGUCUGCACGUUUUAAAAAAUUAUUCAGCUGUUUAAAGCCGCUGAUCUGUACGUUUUUAAUAGAAAAGGAGUCGCUGAACAAGUUCAGGCUGACCUAGGCCCUUAGGGUACUGGACGCUCCUGUAUUUUUGUUCAGCAAGCCAGUUACCCUUCCUUUCUGGGCUUGGUGACAUUUUGAAAAGAUGAGUAACUUCUUUUGUGGUGGCAGGUUAAUGUUCAUAUAAUGUGUCAUGUCUUGUACUUGGUUAUCACUGGUGGUGUUAGGAGG
Messenger RNA from Mauremys mutica (yellowpond turtle), 5081 nucleotides. RefSeq names its product zinc finger protein 516 (gene ZNF516). The record is from RefSeq and is a predicted model, not a curated record. Lineage: Eukaryota; Metazoa; Chordata; Testudines; Geoemydidae. Gene Ontology annotation, molecular function: DNA-binding transcription factor activity, RNA polymerase II-specific; RNA polymerase II cis-regulatory region sequence-specific DNA binding. Gene Ontology annotation, biological process: regulation of DNA-templated transcription. Gene Ontology annotation, cellular component: nucleus. The transcript has 7 exons. The coding region runs from base 328 to 3945 and encodes 1205 amino acids.